GCAUCUUAGCCACUAAUCUUUGUACACAACCUUCCAAUAAUCUGAUUAUUGGCAAAAAAGCACUAACGCCUCUAUCCAUAAUCCAGAACGUCCCAGCUGCACCUUUUUGUUUCACCUGCAGGCCGAACCUCCUCACUUUUAUUUGAUUUUUCGAGGAAAGGCGAUAUUUUCCGGAUAUAAUGGAUACUCUGAAGGGCAUGCUCAAGGCAUACGAGGCGUGGGUGGCCAAAAACCCGGAUGUAGUGGGUGACUUCGAGACAACCGCCAAAUGGGUUUCCUACUUUAUAGCAGGUCGCAUUUCUUCAUCGAAUGUGGUUAGCGAGCUGGUGUACACUUUAUCCAACAUGCUGGUGUUUUAUAACGAUCGGAUCAUCGAACGAGCACGUAACUCCCAGGAGAAUUCAGUGAUCCAGCAGCAAUCGAAACUUUGCUACCGUCUAAAGGUCACGUUGACGACACUCGAAUAUAGCGAGGUUUUCAUCGAGAUAUCAGCCCGCCGGCUUUUCGGUCAAUCCGGCAAAUGGUUAGUGAUAGCGCUAAUACAGGCCUUCAAGGCGGCGGGUCGUUUCUUUAUCUUGAAACACUCCACUUCGGAUAUCAUCACCUCGCCGCCAAUCGCCUCACUGAAUCGAAGGGCCCUGGGCAAGCAAAGAAAGUCUUCAGCGGAUGGUGUCUCCACUACAAACGAUGUGUUGCAAUCCCAGCACUCUAUAACCUUCCAACUAAAGCGGUCCGGUCGUGUGAUCCGCAAAGUGGAGGGUGCUCCUCCCUUGCAAUAUCGCGACUUCAAGCUUCAUAUAGACAACAAUGAGGCGGUGAAGACCCUGAUCCCAAAAAAACUCCUCCAAGCCGAGUACCUGUAUAUAUCCAAGCCCCUCAUCCACCUGGCCGCCAUGGGUUUGUUUGGCCAGAGAAGCUGGAAGCAGUAUAUGGUUGCAUUAUCCAUCGAUCUGUACAGCAUCCACUUGUACCGUCAACACCGUGACCUCAUGUCCAAGCAACAAAAACUUGAGUUGAGCAGGCGAUGCAUCAAUAUCCUCUACUUCCUAGUCCGAUCGCCAUUCUACGACAGUUACACUAAAUCCAAGCUGGAGCGGAUCCUGGACUUUGUGGCCACUAGUGUGCCCAUUGCAAAGGUGGUGGCCGGACCUCUGAAAGACUACAUUCCAACGUGGCAAAGCACUUACUUCUAUCUCUGGUCCACUUAGACAUUCUAGAGAUGUAGCAAGAGUAUUUCUUCUAGGCUAAGUUUUAAAGUUACAGGUGUAGAUGCAUUGGGAGUGUACAGAGGGGGGGCCGAUUUUCGAUUCUAAGAUCCUAAGAAUUCCGGAAGCGGAAAGUUAAUCCUUGAACUAUUAAAAUAUAUACUUUAAUAUAAACAAAACGCAAAUAACUUAAAAAUAAUCCCGGAAAAGAAAAUUUUGCGCGCGAAGCCUAAAGUUCAAGUGUUAAUUAACUUUCUGCUCUUAAGAAUUUCCAGUUGUUUCACAUCCCUUAAUUUAUCCCACCCUAAUGUGAUGGAUUAUUGCUGUUUAAAUGAAAAAUGCUAAUUGAUCCCAAUUGUUUUGUAUGGCUUUUUAAAUUAUAUAUGGAACAAUAUUUUUACACAUACAAUUAAACGAAAUUUUUAACUUA
This is a messenger RNA of Drosophila eugracilis, 1635 nucleotides long. It is a transcript of the gene Pex16, whose product is annotated as peroxisomal membrane protein PEX16. The coding region runs from base 180 to 1208 and encodes 342 amino acids. Gene Ontology annotation, cellular component: peroxisomal membrane. The record is from RefSeq and is a predicted model, not a curated record. Gene Ontology annotation, biological process: peroxisome organization. The transcript is spliced from 2 exons. Lineage: Eukaryota; Metazoa; Arthropoda; Insecta; Diptera; Drosophilidae.